AUGGCAGCUAAUCCCAACACCGAGGAGCAAGCGACGGAGACUACUGCUCUCCUCAACCGAAAGUCCACACAGGCGCGCUACUCCGUAUUCACCACCACUCAAAAACGAAUUUUGAUCUCCACAGCCUCAUUGGCCUCAACGCUCUCUCCCUUAUCAGCAAAUAUCUACUACCCAGUGCUAAAUUCGAUGGCAAAAGAUCUCCACGUCAGCCACGCAAUGAUGAAUUUUACUAUUAUGGGCUAUAUGUUGUUACAAGCUUUUGCGCCGACUAUCGCUGGUUCCAUCGCUGAUGUCGUUGGACGCCGGCCUGUCUACAUCUUUUGCUUUCUCAUCUACAUCGCUUCAGAUGUAGCUCUUGCUCUGCAGAGAACCUUUCCUGCUCUCGUUAUUCUUCGAGCUGUUCAAAGUUCCGGCAGCAGCCCAAUGGUCGCUCUUGCGAGUGCUGUUGCGGCAGAUAUAGUAACUUCCGCUGAAAGAGGCAUGUACCUUGGGAUCGCGUCACUUGGCUCUGCGCUCGCCCCCUCCCUCGGACCAAUCAUAGGUGGCAUACUUAGCCAUUGGUUCGGUUGGCCAUCUAUAUUCUGGUUUCUAGCAAUUGUGGCUACGUUAUUCUUCGUGCCAUUCCUGCUGUUCUUUCCGGAAACUUGCAGAACAAUUGUCAAAGAUGGAUCCGUACAACCGCUGGGGUUCAAUCAGACACUUUAUCAAUGGAUGAAGCAGAGCCCGAAACAGUGUAGUGAGGGAGAAGAACCAGAGAGAGAUUUAACGUACUCAGGAAAAGCAGGUAUCAGUCUACCCGAUCCUCUUGUCACCCUGCGAGUCGUGUUCCAGUUCCCUACGGGAAUUGUCAUGCUUGGUAAUGGCAUUCUCUUCGCGAGCUACUACGCUGUCAUGUCUAGUGUUCCCUCACAGUUCGAGAUCUUAUAUGGAUUCAACGACCUCCAAAUCGGUUUAGCCUUCAUACCAGCGGGGCUAGGGACCCUAUUCAGUGCUUUCACAAAUGGUGUAAUUGUCGAUUGGAACUACCGACGUGUUGAAGCCGCCCUGGAAAAGAGAGAUGAUAACGAGCAAAACGCAAAAGAGAACUUCCCUUUCGAAAAGACGCGGCUGCAAAUAGCUUUGCCUAUGAUGGUCUUAGCGGCUAUGUCUAUCAGUAUUUACGGUUGGGUCAUUUUCUUCCGCAACCCAAUCUGGGCUCCUAUGGUUUUGCUUUUUCUUAUUGCCUUUUCGGUUACUGGGGCCUACAACGUAAUGAACAUAUUGGUCGUCGAUCUCAAUUACUCAAAGCCUGCAACGGCUAUGGCAGCCAACAACUUGGUAAGAUGUACACUUGGAGCGGCUGCCACGGUUCUCAUUCACCCAUUGCUCGACUGGGUCGGCAGAGGAUGGAGCUUUACUUGUGUUGCUGGCGCUAUUAUAGCAGCCACACCACUCCUCCUUGUGUCUUACAGGUGGGGACUUGCAUGGAGAGCGUCCUCAAAGGAAUAA
Molecule: messenger RNA, 1488 nt
Organism: Bipolaris oryzae ATCC 44560
Lineage: Eukaryota; Fungi; Ascomycota; Dothideomycetes; Pleosporales; Pleosporaceae
Exons: 3
Coding region: 1-1488 (495 amino acids)
Biological process (GO): transmembrane transport
Molecular function (GO): transmembrane transporter activity
Source: RefSeq, a predicted model, not a curated record